AUUAAUUUUUCUGUCUCUUUUUCUUUUUUUCUUUCUUUCUAUUUGUUGUGUGGUGAAAAUCUGACAGGGGACACAGGUAGUAUGGAAGCCCAAGCAACUUUAUUUCUUUAUUCAACAUCUCGCAUUUCUGACAUUUUUUCUCACAAUUGCACAAUUUUCACUUAAUUUCUCGCAAUUUAGACAUCCACUUCACAUUUAGUAAGUUGCAAAGAACGCACAGACAAAGCGUCAGUCGUUCUCUAUAAACAGCCUACAUACAGGAAGAACCACACUCUUCAACUAGUCAAGACCCAACGCUAGUGCACGCUCGUUACGGAUGUCUAAAUUGUGAGUAAACAAGUAAGUGGGACUAAAAAAAGUCAAAAUUGUGAGACGUUAACUUAAAACGUCUCACAUCAUGAUCGUGGUUAGCACGUUCGCCUCACACCUCCAGGGUUGGAGGUUCGAUUCCCUCCACAGCCCUGUGUGUGUUUGCAUGUUCUCCCCGUACUGCAAGGGUUUCCUCCGGGUACUCUGGUUUUCUCCCCCAGUCCAAACACAUGGAAGGGUGAUUGCCAUUUCCAAAUUGUCCAUAGUGUAUGAAUGGGUGUGCUGCGAUGGAUUGGCACCCUGUCCAGGGUGUACCCCGCCUUGUGCCCGAUGCUCCCUGGGAUAGGCUCCAGGUUCCACGAGACACUGAAGGAUAAGCGGUAUAGAAGAUGGAUGGAUGGAUUUCUCAUUACUUUUUUAUCCUGGUGUUUUUAGUACGUCUGGUAUUUUAGUUUUAAUAUAAAUACUUUUAUUUUGGCAGAGAAUUAGUAUUUUUUUUAUUUAUUUCAGCUUUGAGUUGGAACUUUUAUUGUGAAAGCACAGAGCUUGCUUCUCAUUGCAGCGUGCGGCUGCUCAUGUUGCCGGUUGCUCAGGACCAAUUAUUAAAAACGGAGAGUAAAAGUUGUUCAGUCGUGUGACCAACCCUUUCCCGCGUUGGUAAUAAAAUGUCUUAUUGCAGGCAGGAAGGUAAAGACCGCGUCAUAUUUGUGACCAAGGAGGACCACGAAGCACCAAGCAACGCCGAGCUGGUGGAAGACGACCCCAAUGACCCCUAUGAGGAUCACGGUCUCAUUCUGCCCAACGGGGACAUUAACUGGAACUGCCCGUGUCUGGGGGGGAUGGCCAGCGGCCCGUGCGGCCAACAGUUCAAAGACGCCUUCUCCUGUUUCCACUACAGCAAGGAGGAGGUGAAGGGCUCCGAUUGUGUCGAAUAUUUCCGCGGCAUGCAGGAGUGCAUGCAGAAAUACCCCGAACUCUACCCUCAGGAGGACGACAACGAGAGCGCCCCCUCUGACGCUGCUGCACUUGUCGGCUCCCCCAGCACUGACUCUGCUUCUGUCUCAGGCUCGGAGGAAGCAGUGACGAGCACAGAAAACCCUGCAGCGAGCUAAUCUCUCUCUCUCACACACACACACACACACACACACACACACACACAGCCUUUCAACCUCUGAACUGAAAAUAAAAACAAAGCUCAGAAACACUUGUAAGGAGGCAAGAUGUCAUGACAAUAAUGAUAGAAAUGAUAAUGACUAACAAUAGUAAUAAUUUUUUAAAAAUGUCUGAGGUCAGUGCUAAUAUCUGGAAAUGAGAACGAAUGAAGGACUCGAGUGGUUUUUGAUGUUCCUGAUCAUAUGUGAUGAUUAAUGCUCAUGUCUAAAGGACCGCGUCUGCACUGAGUCGUCUUUAGAUGCUUUUCUUGACGAUAUAAAAAAACAAACAAACAUGUCUUGUGUAUCACACUGCUGUCUUUAUCUUCAAUGUGUAGUUUGUCUCAAACUGCGUGUGAUAUUUCUGUACUUCUGACGUCUUCUCCUCGAAUGCUCCUUUUUCAGUUUAGCUGUCAGCAGAUCAUUUUAGGAAAUACUUCACUGAUGUAGUACCAAGAUAUAAUGUGUAUGCUGAAAGUGGGAAAACAAAGUGAUCCUGGUUGUCCAAAAUGGCCGCCUUGUAACCUUACAGUGUUUACAUGGUUUUGUUUGUGAACGAUUACAUCAUGGCGCACUGUGUGAUAUCACUGAAAAACCGAUUUUUAAAAAAAGAUUUUGGGGGAGGGGCUUGGAGUCUGGAAAACUCCAAGUCUUUUAAGACAGAAACAAUGUCACAGAUGUCACAUCUUCGAUAGGAAGUGAUUGAGAAGGAAAUACAUCUAUUCGAGGUUUGUGUGUGUGUGUUUCAGAUUUGAUUUGACCAUUUCCUUUAUUUAUGAGUCUCAUUUAAUCAGCUAAAGAUGUCCGACUUAAGGAGGAUGGCGUUAUAGGAAGGGUUUCCAAUCGGUGACCAACGACUCUUCGGUUAAUCAUGAUUAUAACGAAUGAGGAAUCUUAAUGGCCGAUGUUCACAGCUGGCGCGCUGAUUAUCCUCCAUUUGAUGUUUUUUUUUCUUGUUUAAAUUUUUUUUUUAACUUGAGAUUAAUACAGUGAUGUGAGCUCUAUCACGGAGAAGACUGAAAGCCUGAGAUAUUUCACUGGGAUGUGCAGCAGAUUUAGCAUGAGAAGAUGUAUAAAAUAAACGGAAGGCAUGAUAAUCAGAUAAUCAUACAGCUUAAUAUCAUAUUUUAUUGUGUCCUAACCUUAAACCCUGGUAGAAUGCUUUUCUUUUUAAAUAAAUACUUAUGAGGAUAAGUCAUAAGGUUUUAUGGAGUUAGAAAUAUUUAGAAAUAUAUAAUAUAUAUAUUGUUUGUACCUGAGAAUGAUCUUAGCUAAUUCUAUUUCUCCAAAAUCAAAAGAAAUGGCAUUAUUAUUAUUAUUUUUUUUCUAUGCAUCCAACACAUUUAAAUUUUAAUAAAUGUUUGCAAGCUUCUUAUCUGAUUAAUGCUCAUACGAGAAAGGAAAAAGUACUUAAAAUUUUUUUGUUAAAUCAAGGUAGGAUGUUGAGUCUCGUGGUUUUUUUGUUGUUGUUGUUUUUGUUUGUUUUUUUUUAGUUCAGUUAGUUAACCUUAAAUUAUCUUGAUUGAUUGAUUGAUUUGGUGUUAAAUCAUCAUUUUCAUGAUGCGAUUAUUUAUAUAUAGAAUAUCCUGAAAGAUAAAGCUGCUUCAAGUGCCAUAUCCUGGAAUAUCGUAUGUCUACUGCCAAAUGGAAAGGUCUGAAGGCCUUUUUUCUUAUGUAUUAUAAGGUGUGUGUAUGUAUAUAUACAUACAUAUAUGUAUGUGUGUGUGUGUAUAUAUAUAUAUAUAAUAUAAUCUAUCCAUACAUCCAUCCAUCUUCUAUACCUUUUCAGGGUCACGUAGAACCUGGAGCCUAUCCAUCGGGCACAAGGCGGGGUUCACCCUGGACAGGGCGCCAAUCCAUCACAGCACACUCACAUACACAUUCACACACUACGGACACUUUAGACAUGCCAAUCAGCCUACCACGCAUGUCUUUGGACUGGUGGAGGAAACCCCCGCAUAAAAAAACCCAAAACAACCAAACAACUUUACUUCACAGUAAAAUCCACGGUGUUGAAUGAACACCUUCAGUGUUUAUUCAUGUCAACACAAAGAACACUGAAAGAGUUAAUUCAACACUGUAGUAGGUGUAAAUUCAACACUGGGGAUUUUGCCGUGUUUGUCUGAGACUAAUCAUUUGGUUCGUAUGAAAACUGCAUCAGGGUGAAUUAUAGUUUAGUUCAAUCUACCGUGAGAUAUUAAGUAAAAUCGAUGAUAUGUCAUUAUAGAAAGCUGUAUCCAUGGCAACUAUGAAACAUCCAUGUUUUUUGGCUCCAUAUAUUUGUUUGUGUUCACAGAAUGUGAGAAGACCUGGGGGAUUUGAUGGGUUUGAUGCGAUAUCCUGUCCCCUAUGACGCAUUAUAGGGAUUCAUUAUAGAGUUUCAUACUUUUUUUUUUAUUCAAAGUUUACAAAAAUAGACUAUUUAACAAUGACAGAAGGAAAAUCAAUCAACCGGUAAACAAAAAUUCAAUCGUUAUAAUACCAUAAUGGCCGAUUGUUUAAAUGUGACAGGACCACAGUACUGCUCGUCUUUAACAGGCUUCCUAUCACUGGUUUGAGUACUAAUGUAAUAAUUGGUGGAAGCAGUAAAAACAUCUGCCAUGAGCUGUGUAUCCAGGUGUACUGCAUCAUAAUUCCAUGUAUUCUGGCCUUAUUCAGUAUGGGAGUUCGGUACAGUUGGGUCUCUCCAUAGUUCUGUUAACAUCCCCUGGCUGGUUUAAGAACCCGGCUGUGUCUGUGAGUUUGAAGUAUUCGUUUUCAGUGUCCGUGUAUCUGUGCCCUUCCAGUGCGUUCUUAUCAUAAGCAGCCCCGCCG
Molecule: messenger RNA, 4274 nt
Organism: Ictalurus furcatus (blue catfish)
Lineage: Eukaryota; Metazoa; Chordata; Actinopteri; Siluriformes; Ictaluridae
Gene: chchd4a
Product: coiled-coil-helix-coiled-coil-helix domain containing 4a
Exons: 3
Coding region: 975-1421 (148 amino acids)
Biological process (GO): protein import into mitochondrial intermembrane space
Cellular component (GO): mitochondrial intermembrane space
Molecular function (GO): protein-disulfide reductase activity
Source: RefSeq, a predicted model, not a curated record